Molecule: messenger RNA, 1572 nt
Organism: Hansenula ciferrii
Lineage: Eukaryota; Fungi; Ascomycota; Saccharomycetes; Phaffomycetales; Wickerhamomycetaceae
Gene: FDC1
Product: putative phenylacrylic acid decarboxylase FDC1
Exons: 1
Coding region: 1-1572 (523 amino acids)
Biological process (GO): cinnamic acid catabolic process; ferulate metabolic process
Cellular component (GO): cytoplasm
Molecular function (GO): carboxy-lyase activity
Source: RefSeq, a predicted model, not a curated record
AUGAGCUCCAAAGUAUUUGUUAGAGAGCUUCAUAACACAGUUAAACGUACCAAUUCUCAACAAUUAAAACCAGGUUUACGUUUUAGAGAUUUCAUUUCACAAUUACAAAAAGAUGGUGAUUUAAUUGAAAUUAAUAAAGAAGUUGAUCCUCAUUUAGAAAUUGGUGCUAUAACAAGAAAAGUUUAUGAAGAAAGAUUACCAGCUCCAUUAUUUAAUAAUGUUAAAGGUCAACAAAAAAAUUUAUUUAGAAUCUUAGGAGCUCCAGGUGGAUUAAGACAAAACAAAGCUACUGAUCAUGCUAGAAUUGCACAUCAUUUAAAUUUACCAUCAAAUACUCAUGUUAAAGAUAUUAUAAAUUUCUUACUGGAUGCUAAAAACAAAACACCAAUCCCACCACAUCAAGUCACUAAAGACCAAGCACCAAUAAAGGAAAAUUUAAUUCAAGGUGAUGAAAUUGAUUUAACAAAAAUUCCAGUACCAUUUUUACAUCAUGGUGAUGGAGGUAAAUAUAUUCAAACUUAUGGUAUGUUUAUCUUGGAAACACCUGAUAAAUCAUGGACAAAUUGGUCAAUUGCUCGUGGUAUGGUUAAAUCUAAAAAUGAAAUUUCUGGAUUAGUUAUAAAUCCUCAACAUAUUAGAGUUGUUGCAGAAGAAUGGGCCAAAAUUGGUAAAGGUGAUCAAAUUCCAUUCACUUUAUGUUUUGGUGUUCCACCUGCAGCUAUCUUAGUAUCAUCAAUGCCAAUACCAGAAGGAAUAAGUGAACAAGAUUAUAUUGGUGCAAUAUUAGGUGAAUCAUUACCAGUUAUUAAAGCUGAAACUAAUGAUAUCUUAGUUCCUGCAACUAGUGAAAUUGUAUUGGAGGGGACUUUAAACCUAAAUGAUUUAUCACCAGAAGGUCCAUUUGGUGAAAUGCAUGGUUAUGUUUUCAAAGGUCAUUCACAUCCAGGUCCAACUUAUAAAAUCAAUUCAAUUUCUUAUAGAAAUAAUUCAAUAAUGCCAAUUUCUAAUCCAGGUUUAGCAACUGAUGAAACUCAUACGUUAAUUGGUACUUUAGUUGCAGCUGAGGCAAAACAAAUUGCCAUUGAGAAUGACUUACCAAUUAUUGAUGUUUUUUCACCAUAUGAAUCACAAGCUUUAUGGUUAGUUAUGAAAAUUGAUUUAAAAAAAUUACAAUCAUUAAAUACAACACCAGAAGAAUUUUCAAAUAAAAUUGGUGAAAUUUUUUUCAAUACAAAAGUUGCAUUUAUUAUGCAUGAAAUUAUUUUAGUUGGUGAUGAUAUUGAUAUUUUUGAUUUUAAACAAGUUAUAUGGGCUUAUACAACAAGACAUACACCUGGUGAUGAUCAAUAUUAUUUCCCAAAUGUUAAAUCAUUUGCCCUUGCACCAUUUGUUUCACAAUCUGAAAGAAUUAAAACUUUAAAAGGUGGUAAAUUUGUUACAAAUUGUAUUUUUCCUAAACAGUAUAAACAAGAUAUUGAUUUUACUACAUGUAAUUUUGAUGGUUAUGAUGAAGAAAUUAAAAAUAAAGUUUUAACAAAUUGGGAAUCAUAUGGAUAUGAGAAAUUGGAGUAG